This is a messenger RNA of Calypte anna (Anna's hummingbird), 1305 nucleotides long. RefSeq names its product transcription factor AP-2 epsilon (gene TFAP2E). Gene Ontology annotation, biological process: anatomical structure development; regulation of transcription by RNA polymerase II; regulation of cell population proliferation. Gene Ontology annotation, molecular function: DNA-binding transcription factor activity, RNA polymerase II-specific; RNA polymerase II transcription regulatory region sequence-specific DNA binding. The transcript has 7 exons. Gene Ontology annotation, cellular component: nucleus. The record is from RefSeq and is a predicted model, not a curated record. The coding region runs from base 1 to 1305 and encodes 434 amino acids. NCBI's taxonomy places the organism in Eukaryota, Metazoa, Chordata, Aves, Apodiformes, Trochilidae.
AUGCUGGUGCACAGCUACCCGGGCAUGGACCGCGCCGAGGGGCUGCCCGGGGCGCCGGCCGGGGCCCGCCUGCCGCAGCUGCCCGCACUCAACCAGGCGCCCUACGGCUCGGCCCCGCCGCUUUGCCACACGCCCGCCGCCGACUUCCAGCCGCCCUACUUCCCCCCGCCGUACCCGCAGCCGCCGCUGCCCUACCCGCAGGGCCAGGAGCCCGGUUACCCGCACCUGGCGGACCCCUACGCGGCACUCAGCCCCCUGCACCAGCACCAGCAGCCCGCCUGGCCCCCGCAGCGCGGCCGGCAGGAGGACGCGGGGCUGCUCUCCCAAACCCACCGUGCCCUGGGGCUCGACCCCCGCCGCGAGUACCCUGCCGUGCCCCGCCUGCUCCACGGGCUGCCCGACGGCGGACACGGCCUCGCUGACGGACCGCUUGGCCUCCACGGCCUCGGCCACCACGGCAUCGAGGACAUCCAGGCCGUGGACGACAGCGGGAUGAACCUCCUCGACCAGUCCGUGAUCAAGAAAGUGCCCAUCCCUUCGAAGGCCAAUGGCACCACCAUUCCCACCCUGUCAAUGAACAAAGAUGCACUGAUUGGAGGGGUGACAAAUCCCAACGAGGUCUUCUGCUCCGUGCCUGGGCGCCUCUCUCUGCUCAGCUCCACCUCCAAGUACAAAGUGACGGUCGGGGAGGUGCAGAGAAGGCUCUCACCCCCUGAGUGUCUCAACGCCUCUCUCCUUGGAGGAGUCCUCCGCAGAGCAAAAUCAAAAAACGGGGGUCGGUGUUUAAGGGAAAGGUUAGAGAAAAUUGGACUGAAUCUGCCUGCAGGAAGACGCAAAGCUGCCAACGUCACCCUGCUAACAUCCCUGGUGGAAGGUGAAGCUGUUCACCUGGCUCGGGAUUUUGGCUACGUCUGUGAAACGGAGUUCCCAGCCAAGGCAGCAGCAGAGUACCUGUGCCGACAGCAUUCCGACCCCGCCGAGCUCCACACCAGGAAAAACAUGCUGCUGGCUACCAAGCAAAUCUGUAAAGAGUUCGCAGACUUGAUAGCCCAGGAUCGCUCUCCGCUGGGGAACACCCGUCCCUCCCUCAUCUUAGAGCCCGGUGUCCAGAGCUGUUUGACUCAUUUCAGCCUCAUCACCCACGGCUUUGGGGGCCCAGCCAUCUGCGCGGCGCUCACAGCCUUCCAGAACUACCUGGUGGAGUCCCUGAAGGGGCUGGAUAAAAUGUUCAUCAACAGCACGGGGAACGGGCACACGGCCGGGGACUCCAAAGCCUCAGAAAAAGAAGCGAAGCAUCGGAAAUAA